This is a messenger RNA of Aphanomyces astaci, 747 nucleotides long. RefSeq lists its product as hypothetical. The transcript has 4 exons. The coding region runs from base 1 to 747 and encodes 248 amino acids. Lineage: Eukaryota; Oomycota; Saprolegniomycetes; Saprolegniales; Verrucalvaceae. The record is from RefSeq and is a predicted model, not a curated record.
AUGGAGAAUCAAGUCGAACAUACCCACCGAAAGCUCUCGAUCAGCAGCGACAAAGUGACGGUCAUCAAACACCUUCAACCCAAGGGCAAACUAGAGCGUGCUGGCAAGGUUGGGCCCAAGCGAACGUAUUCCCCUGACAACGUCCAAGAACUCGAUCAAUCCGUGCCUGUCGACCAAUGCUCCACGCUCAGCGACAUCGCCGCAAUCACUGACUUGUCCCUGGGGACCCUGAGUCGCCACCCGAAGAAGGGAACGUUCCAAAGACGCUCAACACUGAUCAAACCAGAGGCCAACAAGGCAGAACGCGGGGGCAAAGCAGAAUUCCUCAAUCGUGUGGCAGCGGGGAUGAAGGAUGCCAAGCGUAAGCGGGAUUACAACCGAGAGACACGGACAUGCAUGCUCUGUGGGCAGUCGAAUGUCAAUUAUCGCAAAGACAACAUCAUUAAGCACCUUAUCAAGCACAGAAACGACGCCCAUUCACAAGCCAUUGAAUGGGACGGUGCAAAAAACCCUCUGCUACCGCGUCAAUACUUUGAGGAGCGCGAGGAUGUGAUGGCGACGUCGAUGGUGAUGACGAUUUCGAUGCGCAUUUGGAGCGACUGGAUAGUUUGCCGGUUUCCUUUCACUCCGAAAUCAUCAUUCGAAUGCUUGGGAGUUUAUGCAAACAACGCGGUCUGUCUCUACCACCAGUUCCCACUAAAGCGGAGUCAACCCAGACCGCCGUUGCAACUGCAAGAGAAGUUUUGA